AUGAUCAAUGCACAACAAUCAUGUCUUUGCACAUUAUUCGUUUCCAUUCCUAUUACAUGGAUUCUGUAUUUCAGUUCAUCAACUUAUUCUCAAUAUUUACUUCUUCUGCAUGGACAAAUGGUAAUCAGCACAAUACCGUCAUAUGUCGAUCCUCAAUAUUUACCGUUAACAAAUCAGCAUAUGAUUCAUGAUGGCAGUGAUUGCAUUUACUAUGACGACAAAAAUGGUCUCUUUCAUCCAAACACAAAACAUCCACGCUUCAUUGUCACUGGAGGCGCUGGCUUCAUCGGCAGCCAUCUCGUCAAACGACUCACACAACAAUACAAUCCCUCUCAAAUCAAAGUCUUGGACAAUCUCUCACACGGUCGACUUCACAAUCUCCAGUAUGCCGACGGCACAUGGUCCAUCUCUACCACUCGUGACUUCUGUCUCGUCGAUCUUCGAAACGUUCAUGUGGCCCUCAAAUAUGUCACAGGAGCGGACGUUGUCUUUCAUCUGGCUAAGGUGUUCUCCACUUCGAAUCGUUCGUCUGCACUCUAUGAAACAUCUCUAGUCAAGGUCAACGUCAUGUAUGCAAUGAAACUCAACACAAUCGCUAACCUCGUAUUUGCCGAAGGUGGUUGGCCAACGAAGUUAAACUCGUCAGUGCCCUUGAGUGAGAAGUUGAAACAAUACGAAAACGAUCUAGUACACUCUCAUGAGUUCAACAUUGGAGUAGUGCGUUUAGAGAGCGUGUAUGGUCCCAACUGUGACUAUACUGAUCUCAACGAACAGAUAGUGGGCUGGCUGAUAGCAAAAGGGUUGAGCGCAGACAAGGACUCAUUGACACGGUGGAGCGUAAGAGAAGAACACCGUGACUUGAUCUAUGUUGAUGACGCAGUGGACGGUCUGAUGUUGGUAUACGAAGAAGGAAUGAACAAGGGUGUGUUAGAUGUUCGAAGUGAUAGAAGAACGAGCACGAAAGAGCUUGUACAGAUGAUAGGAAACGUAUCAGAAGAAAAGCUGGGAAGAAGGGUGACUGGUAGCUACGAGUUUACGUCAGGUGAAAGCGAUGAAGAGUCGUACGGUGAUGGGAAGAACAUUUUGAGAUGGAGACCGAAGGUGAAGCUAGAAGAUGGUAUUUGGCGAACGAUGACUUGGAUAGGUGAAAAUCAAAACAAACCAAGAGUGCUUGUCAUCACGCUUGGACAGUUGCGUGGCGGACCUCUAGCGUGGAAAUCUCUGCACAAAUUCCUCUUAAAACCAUACAAUGCUCAUUUAGCAUUGCAUAUAUCAGAUUUCACAAGCAGAACAUACUUACAUGACAUAGCGCAGUACAUUUGGAUGGAGGAAGAACACAAAGAUUGGGGUGUCGUUCUGCAGCUGGUAUCUGAAACAUGUGGCAAUGAAGGAAUCGUAGGAAAAUGGAGAGAAUAUUGCAACAUUCCGGGAUUAUUCAUGGGUGGUGUUGCAAACUGUAACCAUAGGUCGCAUACAUCAGUUUCAUUUGCAUUCAGGUGGAUGUUACAACAAAAGAUCAGUAAACUUCAGUUGCUCGACAAAUAUGAUUGGUUUAUUUUGACUCGAGCUGAUGAGCUGCAUCUAUGUGAACAUUUUGAUUUCACCACUAUGACGGAGAGCGACAUUUUAUUGCCUACUGAUGAACAUUACAAUGGCUGGUCGGAUCGUCAUUUAAUUGCUCGUUCGUCUAUGUUUAUGAAGAUGAUCAAUAUCACGAAUGAGUUAAUUUGUAGACCUGAUUACUGGCGGAAUAAACUGGAAGGAGUUGAUUAUGAAUUAAAUAUUGAAGUGGUGCAGAAGCUGAUCUGGGACGAUAUGGGUUUAACUGUUUCGGAACAUCCGAGAUCCAUAUUUAUUGUUAGAAGCAGUGGUGAUCCUGCAUCAUGGUCUCGAGGUAGAUCUCAUCCAGAACUCAGUCGCUUCAAUCUGAAAGUGAAGUAUCCAAGAGAAUUAAAGUCAUCGAAAAUAUACUGCAAAACUAGAAAUAUUACACAUAUGAUGGAAUCUAUUCGUGAAUACAAUUAA
Messenger RNA from Adineta ricciae, 2025 nucleotides. NCBI's taxonomy places the organism in Eukaryota, Metazoa, Rotifera, Eurotatoria, Adinetida, Adinetidae. The record is from the annotation of a GenBank genome assembly.